Molecule: messenger RNA, 1804 nt
Organism: Magnolia sinica
Lineage: Eukaryota; Viridiplantae; Streptophyta; Magnoliopsida; Magnoliales; Magnoliaceae
Product: anthocyanidin 3-O-glucosyltransferase 5-like
Exons: 1
Coding region: 230-1672 (480 amino acids)
Molecular function (GO): UDP-glycosyltransferase activity
Source: RefSeq, a predicted model, not a curated record
CCCUCUUAUAAAAUUACAGGCUGAUCUGGACUCUAAUAUGGUUCUGCCAUAAAACUCCAAAUAGUUGUAGGCCCCACAGUUUAUUUUCCAUCAUCGGUGGGCCUCACACGGUUCGAACGAAUCUCAUCUCAAAUCACUAUAAAAUGGAGAGAACCUGCCUGCAUACCACCACAUCAUCUCUUCUUCUUCUCGGCUCUUGGUAACUUCUCUCUCAAUCUGUUUCCCGCCAAUGGACACCCAAAAUCCCCACGUGGCAAUCCUCCCCAGCCCCGGCAUGGGCCACAUCACCCCCCUCCUAGAGUUCGGUAAACGGUUAGUUACUCUCUACGGCUUCCACGUCAGCUUCUUCGUCCUAACAACCGACGCCUCAGCUGCCCAAACCCACCUCCUCCGCUCCGCAAAUCUUCCACAAGGCCUUAACAUCAUCCACCUCCCACCGACCGACGUCUCUGGACUGUUCCCGCCCGACGCUGCGAUAGAGACCCGAAUGUCUAUAAUCGUUAGAGAAUCAGUCCCGGCCCUUCGGUCCGCGCUAGCUGAGUUGGCGCGGCCCACCGUCCUUGUCGUCGACGUCUUCGGCACCGACACGUUCCCGAUAGCAGAUGAGCUACACAUACCUAAGUACGUGUUCUUCACAUCGACAGCGAUGCUGCUAGCUCUCCUUAUGUAUUUGCCAACGCUCGACGUGGAGGUUACAGGCGAGUACGUCCAUCUCCAAGAACCGCUGCAGAUUCCUGGCUGCAAGCCUAUCCAGAUCGAGAACAUGGUCGACCCAUUGCAGGACCGGAAGAACGAUCGGUAUGGAUGGGUGUUACACCAAGCAUGCAGAUACACGAUGGCCCAAGGAAUUCUAGUUAACACGUGUGAAGAUCUUGAGCCAAUAACGAUCAAGGCCUUGAAAGAGGACCCGAUUCUAAGGAAAAUCCCAACACCUUCCAUUCACCCAGUGGGCCCGAUAAUACAAUCGAAUACCCCACUGGUAUCGGGUAAAGAGUGUUUGACAUGGUUGGACCGGCAACCGGCUGAAUCAGUCAUAUAUGUGUCGUUUGGGAGUGGCGGGACGCUAUCAGCUGAGCAGAUUACUGAGCUGGCAUGGGGGUUGGAGUUGAGUCAGCAACCAUUCCUUUGGGUGGUCCGUCCGCCUAGUGGAAAUGAGAAAUCGGCAACUUACUUCACAUCAGGCGGGCAAUGCGGCCACCCGUCGGAGUACUUGCCAGAUGGGUUUCUAACAAGGACACAGGGAAUUGGAUUGGUGGUUCCUUCGUGGGGCCCACAGAGAGAGAUCUUGAGACAUAAGGCGACAGGUGGAUUUCUAACCCAUUGCGGGUGGAAUUCUACGCUAGAGAGCAUUGUCUAUGGUGUGCCAAUGAUCGCCUGGCCACUUUUUGCUGAGCAGAAGCUGAAUGCAUCGACAUUGACAGAGGAGCUUAAGGUUGCAGUUCGACCGAUGGUGUUGCCGGAGAAGGAAGGAGUGAGACGAGAGGAGAUUGAGAGGGUGGUGAGAUUGGUGAUGGAUAGUGAAGAUGGAAAGGCGUUGAGGGGGAGGGUGAAGGAGGUGAGUGAUAGUGUCUUGAGAGGUUUGGAUGAGGGGGGUUCCUCUUAUAAUUCGCUUUCUAAUGUUGUCAAUGAAUGGAAAAUCAACCUCCAAAAGCCUAUAGGAAAUGUAGAGUAGCUGUUUUGUGAAAUACGCAACCUAGUUUAGGAAGUCUUUUGGUGUUUUCUUCUCUCUGAUAUUGGCAGGUGUAGUUACAUAUGCCAAUGGCCCUCAUUUCAAAUAAGUUAACACUUCUCUUAUUUUCUUCAA